Messenger RNA from Echinops telfairi (small Madagascar hedgehog), 10624 nucleotides. It is a transcript of the gene CUBN, whose product is annotated as cubilin. Lineage: Eukaryota; Metazoa; Chordata; Mammalia; Afrosoricida; Tenrecidae. The transcript is spliced from 65 exons. The record is from RefSeq and is a predicted model, not a curated record. Bases 54 to 10364 code for a protein of 3436 amino acids. Gene Ontology annotation, molecular function: calcium ion binding.
UCUCUUGGAGUCACCUGAGUCGCCCUGGCAGCCCUGGUGGGCCGGUGAGGAGCAUGUCUUCGGCCCGCCUGUGGAGUUUGGCUGUUCUGUUGACGAUCACGGAAUUCGGCGGUGAAGCUGGAGGACCGGAGCAGCAGAGACUAGGAAGAAGCACCGACGUGCAACAGCCCCGAAUUGCUACAGAGAGAGGAAACUUGGUGUUUCUUACUGGUUCUGCCCUGAACAUCGAAUUUAGAACAGGAUCCUUGGGGAAAAUUAAGUUAAAUGAUGAGGAUCUCAGCGAAUGUUUACAACAGAUCCAGAGAAACAAAGAUGACAUCGUGCAGUUAAAAGGGGGUGCCGCUGGUGCGCCUCAAAAUAUCACUAGUCAAAUCCAUCAACUUAAUUCCAAGCUUGCGGAUCUUGAGAGAAAGUUUCAAAGUUUACAGCAGGCGGUUGACAAGAACGUUUGCAGCAGCAAUCCCUGCCAAAACGGUGGAACCUGCCUCAACCUGCACGGUGCCUUUUUCUGUAUCUGCCCAUCACAGUGGAAGGGUCCUCUAUGUUCGGCUGAUGUUAAUGAAUGUGAGAUUUAUUCUGGAACACCCAUGAGCUGCCAGAAUGGAGCCACGUGUAUAAAUACAUUGGGGAGUUACAGGUGUAGCUGCUCCCCGGAUACCUAUGGACCGCAGUGCGCGUCCAGAUACGACGACUGCGCACUGGGCUCCCAGGUGCGCUGCGGCCGUGGCAUCUGUGAGGACUCGAUCCGAGAGCACCCUGGGGAGCCCAAGUACAGCUGCCGCUGCGAUGCUGGAUGGAUGUCUCCACCAGGCAGCCCCGAUUGCACGCAGGACGUAGAUGAGUGCAGCCUGCAGCCUGCGCCUUGUUCCCCACUUGUGCAGUGCUUCAACACGCCAGGCUCUUUCUAUUGCGGGGCCUGUCCGUCAGGUUGGCAAGGAAAUGGAUAUCACUGCCAAGAUAUCAAUGAGUGUGAAAUCAAUAACGGUGGCUGUUCUGAGGUUCCGCUUGUUGAGUGUGUAAAUACCAUCGGAUCUUACCACUGUCAACCAUGUCCUCCAGGGUACCAGGGCAACGGCAAAGUGUGCACCCUCAUAGACAUCUGCUCGGUCAACAACGGAGGCUGUCACCCACAGGCUUCCUGCUCCUCGGUUCUAGGUUCCUUACCUCUCUGUACCUGUCACCUGGGAUAUACAGGAAAUGGUUAUGGGCAAAAUGGAUGUGUACAACUCAGUAAUAUUUGCCUCAGUCACCCCUGCUUAAAUGGACAAUGCAUUGAAACAGCCUCUGGUUAUCUUUGCAAGUGUGCACCAGGUUGGGCUGGUAUCAACUGCACAGAAAACAUCAACGAGUGUUUGAGCAGGCCCUGUUCGAAUGGAGGGACUUGUGUGGAUGGUGUUAAUGCUUUCAGUUGUGAAUGCAGCAGUGGCUGGACUGGAUCGCACUGUCAGGUUCCUCAGCAAGUUUGUGGAGGAUCACUGUCGGAGAAAAAUGGCAGCUUCAGCUACCGUAGCCCUGAUGUCGGUUAUGCUCAUGAUGUGAACUGCUUCUGGGUCAUCCGAACGGAAGAGGGAAAGGUCCUGCGCGUCACUUUCAGCUUUUUCCAGUUGGAAUCAGCGGACAAUUGUCCCCAUGAGUUUCUUCAGGUUUAUGACGGAGAAUCUUCCGCCGGCCUCCAACUUGGCCGAUUCUGCGGCGCCAGCCCUCCCAGGGAAGUCCUCAGCAGCGACAAUGCGCUCUAUUUCCACUUUUAUUCGGAACACUUCCGAAGCGGCAGAGGCUUUACAGUCCGAUGGGCAACACAGCAACCAGCGUGUGGAGGGAGACUGACUGGUGCUUACGGCUCAAUUACGUCUCCGGGCUACCCUGGGAACUACCCCCCUGGGAGAGAUUGUGUCUGGAAAGUCAUGGCCGCUCCUGGCCUCCUGGUAACGUUCACUUUUGGGACGUUGAGUCUGGAGCACCACGAUGAUUGCAGCAAAGAUUAUCUUGAGAUUCGAGAUGGGCCUAUGCAAACAGACCCUGUUCUUGGGAAGUUCUGCACGACACUUUCUACUCCACCACUCCAGACGACAGGUCCCUUGGCCAGAGUUCAUUUCCAUUCUGAUGCCCAGAUUAGUGACCAAGGGUUUCACAUCACCUACUUAACAUCACCUUCUGGACCAUUGGCCCACAGCAGGCAGUGCAUCUACAUCAUCGAACAACCUGUGGGAGAAAAGAUUCAAAUCAACUUCACCCACGUGGAGCUGGGAGGCCAGACGGGCUGUUCUCCCAGUUCCAUUGAGGUUCUAGAUGAAGACAUUAUACUUGGAAAAUUCUGUGGUGAUUCAACCAUAUCUCACAUGAACUCCAUCACUAAUAGAAUCUGGAUUAGGUUUAAAAUAGAUGCUUCCAUUGCAAAAGCUGGUUUCAGAGCGGUUUAUCAAGUAGCUUGUGGAGGUGCAUUGACUGGAGAAGGAGUCAUCCGCUCUCCUUUGCAUCCUAACGUGUAUCCCGGAGACAGGGUCUGUAGGUGGGCCAUCCACCAACCCCAACGCCGUGUGGUUCUCAAUGUCACUGCUUUUGACAUUGGACCUUCUGCUGCCCAUUGUGAUACGGAUUAUAUGGAGGUUGGUAGCAGCUCCAUUUUGGGUUCUCCUGAAAAUAAGAAAUAUUGUGGCUCAGAUACACCUUCCCUUAUCACAUCUGUGUAUAAUUUUCUAUACAUCACAUUCGUGAAAAGCUCCUCUUCUCAGAAUCAUGGCUUCAUGGCUACGUUCAGUUCUGCAGACUUCGCUUGUGGAGAAGUUCUUAUAGAGCCAACGGGCACCAUUCAAAGUCCUGGCCACCCAAACGUCUACCCUCAUGGUAUCAAUUGUACCUGGCAUAUAGUAGCCCAACCUGGACAACUGAUUCGUUUGGUAUUCAGAACCUUUCAUCUGGAGUUUCAUUACAAUUGCACAAAUGAUUAUCUGGAAGUUGUUGACACUGGCACUGGGACCUCUCUGGGGAGAUAUUGCGGAAGAUCGAUCCCACCAUCCCUCACCAGCAGUGCCAACUCAUUAAGGCUGGUCUUUGUCGCCGAUGCUGACCUGGCUUAUGAAGGCUUUGAAAUAACUUAUGAAGUGAUUAAUGCAGCAACAGCAUGUUCAGAAGACUAUACCAUGGCAUCUGGAACAUUUACUUCUCCAAACUACCCCAAUAAUUACCCUGACAACCGGGAGUGCAUUUACAGGAUCACCGUGGGAACCAGCCAGCAGAUCGCACUGCACUUUACGAACUUCUCUUUGGAGGAAGCCUUUGGUCACUGUGCAGAUUUUGUAGAAAUCAGAGAUGGCGGCUAUGAAACCUCACCAUCCCUUGGAAUAUACUGUGGCUCAAAGCUGCCUCCAAGAAUCAUCUCUCACAGUAACAAACUAUGGAUAAAAUUUAAGAGUGACCUCGUUGGCUCAAGGUCUGGAUUCUCAGCUAACUGGGAUGGAUCAGCAACAGGCUGUGGUGGCAACCUCACAACCCCCAGCGGCAGCUUCCUGUCUCCCAACUACCCGAUGCCGUACUACCAUAGCUCUGAGUGCUACUGGUGGCUGAAAUCCAGCCACGGAAGCCUCUUUGAAGUGGAAUUCGAAGACUUCCACCUGGAGUACCAUCCUAACUGCACUUUAGAUUAUCUGGCUGUAUAUGAUGGCCCAAGUACCAGCUCUCAUCUGCUAACUCAGCUUUGUGGGAAUGAAAAUCCACCUCCCAUCCGUUCUAGUGGGGACAGCAUGUUUUUUAAACUUCGGACAGAUGAAGGUCAGCAAGGAGGUGGCUUCCUGGCCAGCUAUCGACAGAUAUGUGAGAAUGUGGUGAUUGCCAAUAGAACUUCUGGCAUCUUGGAAAGUAUACAUUACCCAAAUCCUUAUUACGCCAACCAACGUUGUAACUGGACCAUUCAAGCAACACGUGGCAACACCGUGAACUACACCUUCUUAGCAUUUGAAGUAGAACGUCACACAAAUUGCUCUGCAGACUACUUAGAGCUCUACGAUGGAUCACACCGGAUAGGACGCUACUGUGGAACAGAGAUUCCUGCCUCAGGGAGCACUGUAAGCCCACAGCUUCAUGUGCUGUUCCACACGGAUGGGGUUGGUGACCAGGAGAAAGGAUUUCAGAUGCAGUGGUUCAUUCAUGGGUGUGGUGGGGAGCUGUCUGGUGACAUGGGUUUCUUCAGUAGCCCCGGCUAUCCUAACCAGUACCCCCCCAACAAAGAGUGCGUCUGGUACAUUAGCACAGCCCUCGGGAGCAGCAUUCAGCUCACCAUCCAUGACUUCGAUGUGGAGCAGCAUGCAAGCUGCAUCUAUGACUCCCUGGAGGUCUAUGGAGGACCUGAUUUCCACUCUCCGAGGAUAGCCCAGCUGUGUGCCCACAGAUCAUCUGAAAACCCCAUGCAAGUUUCCAGCACUGGAAAUGAACUAGCUAUCCGGUUUAAGACAGACAGCUCCAUCAAUGGGAGAGGCUUCAACGUCUCCUGGCAUGCGGUCCCUGGAGGUUGUGGUGGGAAUUUCAAUGUUCCCAGUGGAGAGAUUCAUUCUCCAAAUUACCCCAGUCCUUACAGGAGUAACUCAGAGUGUUCCUGGCUCAUCCAGGUAGAAAAAAAUCACCGUGUUCUUUUGAACUUCACCGACUUUGACCUUGAACCCCAGGACUCUUGUAUUGCGGGAGUCGUGAAGGCGAGCAUCGAGGCGCCGGCCAUCUCUCUUGUAGCCAACUGGAAGCUGGAUGUGAAACUUAAGAGAAGGUCCAAUAUCUUGCUUAAUCACAUAACCCUGUCCUUCAGCCAUUUUGAACUUCAAAGUAGCACGGCGUGCGUGAGUGACUUUGUAGAAAUUUUGGACGGCAAGGACCAUGAUGCUCCUCCCCGAGGCCGUCACUGUGGCAACUCGCUGCCACAUCCCAUCACUUCUUUCAGCAACGCUCUGACACUGAGGUUUGUCUCGGAUGGCGUGGGGACAUACGAUGGUUUUCGUGCUAUAUACGUGGCCUCCUCCUCAGUAUGUGGCGGGACUUUCUCCAUGAUGGAAGGCACCUUCAACAGCCCCGGCUACCCAGAUGUUUAUCCUCCGCAUGUGGAAUGCAUCUGGAACAUAGUCAGUUCCCCUGGCAACCAGCUCCAGCUGUCUUUCACAACUUUCCAGUUGGAGGACUCUCGGGACUGUAGCAGAGAUUUUGUGGAGAUGCGGGAAGGCAAUGCCACAGGCCUCUUGGUGGGACGGUACUGUGGCCACAUCCUGCCUCUCAAUUACUCAUCCAUUGUGGGGCAUAGCCUAUGGGUCCGAUUUGUCUCGGAUGGCUCGGGCAGUGGAAGAGGCUUCCAGGCCACAUUUGUUCAUGUAUUUGGCAAUGCCAACAUCAUGGGAGCUCAGGGGACAAUUGCCUCUCCCUUAUGGCCAAGUAAUUACCCCCAUAACUCCAAUUACCAGUGGAUCGUAAAUGUGAACGCCUCUCAAGUUAUCCACGGUCGAAUCUUAGAGAUGAACAUUGAAGCAUCAAGCAACUGCUAUUACGACAAAUUAAAGAUUUUUGAUGGGCUUGGCAUUCUUUCCCGCAAAAUUGGAACUUUCUGUGGUACCCAGCCUGCAUCCUUUGUGUCCUCUAGGAAUUCUCUGACAUUUCAGUUUUCUUCUGACUCUUCAGUCUCCGGGAAAGGAUUCCUUCUGGAGUGGUUUGCCGUGGCUGCGUCUGAUGGACCUUUACCUACCAUUGCUCCAGGUGCUUGUGGUGGGUUUCUGAGGACAGGAGAUGCGCCUGCCUUUCUGUUCUCCCCAGGCUGGCCUGAAAAAUACAGUGACCGGGCUGACUGCGCGUGGCUUAUCCACGCUCCUGACUCUACUGUGGAACUCAACAUCCUCUCCAUGGACAUUGAAUCACAUGAAUCAUGCUACUACGAUAAACUUGUAGUAAACGAUGGAGACAGUAGCGAGGCCCAGGAGCUAGCAGUUCUGUGUGGCAAAAAAAUCCCAGGUCCCAUCAGGUCUACCGGAGAGUACAUGCUGCUGCGAUUCACCUCCGACGCCACGCUCACCGGGGCCGGCUUCAAUGCAUCCUUUCACAAGAGUUGUGGGGGCUAUUUGCAUGCCGACAGAGGGAUUAUUGCGUCACCCAUGUAUCCUGAAGCCUACCCUCCCAGCCUCAACUGCUCGUGGCAUGUCCUGGUCCAAAGUGGUCUGACCAUCGCGGUCCACUUUGAACAGCCAUUCCAGAUUGCAAACGAAGAUGCUUCUUGCAACCAGGGGGAUUAUUUAGUGCUGAAAAAUGGACCUGAUAUUUAUUCUCCACCCUUGGGACCCCACGGAGGAAAUGGUCGUUUUUGUGGUAGUCGUCCUUUCUCUACUAUAUUCACCUCUGACAAUGAAAUGUUUGUUCAGUUUAUUUCUGAUCAUAGUCAUGGCGGGCAAGGAUUUAAGAUCAAAUAUGAAGCAAAGAGUUUAGCUUGUGGGGGCAAUAUUUAUGUCCACGACGCUGAUGCUGCUGGCUAUGUGAGCUCCCCCAACUACCCGGACAACUAUCCCCAGCACGCUGAUUGCAUUUGGAUCUUAUUUGCUCCUCCUGGAAAGCUCUUACAGCUGCAAUUUGAAGACCAAUUCAACAUUGAAGUAACCCCCAACUGUACUGCCAAUUACCUUGAGUUGCGGGACGGAGCUGAUUCCAAUGCCCGGUUGCUUUCCAAGCUUUGUGGGACAUCCUUGCCUGGCAGUCAGCUGUCCUCAGAAGAAGUCAUGUACUUGAGAUUCCGGUCUGAUAACAGCCCCGCUCAUGUUGGCUUCAAGGCUAAGUAUUCCAUAGCCCUGUGUGGAGGCAGAGUGACUGGCCAGAGCAGUAUCAUUGAAAGCAUUGGCUACCCGGCACUCCCCUAUCAGGACAAUUUAUUCUGUGAGUGGCAGCUGCAGGCCCCCUCGGGGCACUAUAUCACCAUCCACUUUGAAGACUUUCACCUUCAGAAUUCCUCCGGCUGUGAGAAAGACUUCGUGGAGAUCUGGGACAACCAUAUCUCUGGAAACACGUUGGGCAGAUUCUGUGGAAACACCUUUCCCGACAGAGUGGAGACGUCUGGCAAUGUCGCGUUAGUCAGAUUUGUCACAGAUGGUUCGCUUACUGCCUCGGGAUUCAGGUUGCGUUUUGAGUCGAGCGUAGAAAAGUGUGGCGGGGAUCUCCAGAACCCUACCGGAACAUUUGCUUCUCCCAACUACCAGAGCCCCAACUCUCACCGCCGCCUCUGUGAGUGGAGACUCACUGUGCAGGAAGGCAGGCGGAUCUCACUCACCUUCAACAACCUGAGGCUGGAAGCUCAGCCGUCCUGCAACAAUGAGCACGUGAUGGUAUUCAACGGCAUUAGAAGUGACUCACCCCUCCUAGAGACAGUGUGCAGUAGUGUGAAUGUAAGCAACCAGAUCAAAUCUUCAGGAAAUACAAUGAAAGUCAUCUUUUUCACUGAUGGAUCCAGGCCCUAUGGAGGCUUCCUUGCUUCCUACACAUCUAGUGAAGAUGCUGUGUGUGGUGGGCCCCUCUCAGCCUUCCCUGGAGGAAACUUUUCUUCUCCUGACUGUGGUGGAAUCCAGACAGGCGAGAGUGGAGUGAUUACAAGUCCCAAUUAUCCGGCCUCCUAUGACCGCUUGGCCCACUGUUCCUGGUUAUUGGAAGCCCCACCAGGCCACACUAUCACUCUUACAUUUAGUGACUUUGAUAUUGAAUCCCAUGCAACUUGUGCUUGGGACUCGGUCACUGUCAGAAAUGGUGGCUCUCCUGGAUCACCCAUCAUAGGACACUACUGCGGACAGUCAAACCCCGGGACAAUCCAGUCUGGAUCCAAUCAACUGGUGGUAUCUUUUAACUCAGACUAUUCAAAACAACGUGGUGGAUUUUAUGCUACGUGGGUCACACAAACUUUAGGCUGUGGUGGGAUCCUUCACUCUGACAAUGGCACCAUCAGGUCCCCUCGCUGGCCUCAGCAGUUCCCCGAGAACAGCAGGUGCGCGUGGACAGUCGUCACUCACGAAAGCAAACACUUGGAGCUCAGCUUUGACAGCGACUUCCUCCUCCCCAGUGGCGAUGGGCUGUGUCAGGACAGCUUUGUGAAGGUGUGGGCAGGAUCUCAGGAGGCCGAAGAAGCCCUGUUAGCCACAAGUUGUGGGAACGUGGCUCCCAGCCCCAUCAUCACACCUCGAAACACGUUCACUGCUGUGUUCCAGUCUCAGGGGCCUCCAGCUCGGGGCUUCUCUGCAGCCUUCAUAAGCCGAUGUGGAGGAAACUUCACUGGCCCGUCCGGUGACAUCGUUUCCCCUAACUACCCAAAGCAGUACGACAACAAUGUGAAUUGCACCUAUGUCAUUGAGGCUAGUUCCCAAUCAGUGGUCCUCUUGACUUUUGUGUCUUUCCAUUUGGAAGCACGCUCAGCCAUCGCAGGGAGUUGUGUCAACGAUGGAGUGCACAUCAUUAGAGGGUACAGCUUAUCUUCCACACCAUUUGCGACCCUAUGUGGUGAUGAGACCCCUGCUCCCGUCUCCAUCUCUGGUCCAGUGCUGCUCUACUUCUACUCUAACGCACACAUCACGGACUAUGGAUUCAAGUUUUCCUACAGGAUAGCCUCCUGUGGUGGCAUGUUCAAUUUCUCCACGGGCAUCAUCCGGAGUCCCGCCUACUCACAUUCAGACUACCCUAACCACAUGUACUGCUUGUACACCAUCACCGUUGAAGAAAACAAAUUGAUUCAGCUCAAGUUCAGUGAUUUUGCUGUGGCUCCCUCCACCUCCUGCUCCCAAGACUACUUGGCGAUUUAUGAUGGGUCGAACAGCAGUGACCCCCUCCUUGGCAAAUUCUGUGGCUCCAAGCUGCCGCCAAAUGUUAGGAGCACUAAUAACAGUUUGCUCCUGGUGUUCAAGACAGACUCAGCUCAAACCGCGAGAGGCUGGAGGAUUUCCUUCCGACAGACAUUAGGCCCUCAGCAAGGAUGUGGAGGUUACCUGACAGGUUCAAACCAAACCUUUGCCUCUCCUGAUUCCGAUUCAAAUGGACGCUAUGACAAGAAUUUAAACUGUGCGUGGUUCAUAAGUGCACCUAUAAACAAAUUAAUUAAGCUCACCUUCAAUACAUUUACUCUGGAGGCUGCAAGUGUUUCCCAAAGAUGUGUUUAUGAUUAUGUAAAGCUGUUUGAUGGGGACAGUGAAAAUGCCAAGCUGGUGGGAACGUUCUGUGGUUCAUCGCUACCUGCUCCUUUCAUCUCUUCCGGUAACUUCCUCACGGUUCAAUUUGUCAGCGACCCAACUUUAGAAAGGGAAGGAUUUAAUGCAACAUAUACCAUCGUGGACAUGCUGUGUGGAGGAACCUACAAUGCGACUCGGGCCCCACAAACUAUCUUGUCGCCAAAUUCAUCGGACCCUGAUGCGCCACUGCACACCUGUACGUGGGUCAUGGAAGCCCCUUCUCACCAGCAGCUCAAGAUAACUGUGCUGGAAGUGCAGCUCCGCUCACAAGACUGCUCGCAGAAUUACGUGGAGUUCCAGGACUCCCCAGAGAUAAAUGCUCACCCAGGAGUCCGACUUUGUGGCAGAAACAUCUCCACUGUCCCUGAAUUUUAUUCUUUGACACGUACGGCAGUUGUCAAGUUCAAAUCUGAAGUCUUUAACAGAGACUCAAGGCUGAGCUUUACUUAUCAAAUUGCAGAUUGCAGCAGAGAAUACAAGCAGGCAUUUGGCAAUCUGAAGAGUCCCGGGUGGCCAGCUGGUUAUAACAGUGACCUGGACUGCACAGUGACUCUCGCGGCACCGCGGAACCACUCCAUCUCCCUCUUCUUCCAUUCCUUUGACAUCGAGGCGUCCAGCGGAUGCACACACGAUUUCUUAGAGAUAAGAAAUGGACCUGAUAGCAGUUACCCGCUGCUUGGCAAAUAUUGUGGAAAUCUUCUUCCUAAUCCUGUUUUCACUCAAAGCAAUGAAUUGUACCUGCGAUUCAAGAGUGAUAAUGCGAUUUCUGCUCCCGGAUAUGAAAUUGUCUGGACUUCGUCACCCUCAGGCUGUGGUGGAACACUUUACGGAGACAGCGGUUCGUUCACCAGCCCGGGCUAUCCAGGGAGCUACCACAACAACACUCACUGUGAGUGGACCAUCACUGCUCCUGCUGGGAGACCUGUGACAGUCAGCUUUCACUUUAUCAGCAUCGACGAUCCAGGAGACUGUGUACAAAACUACCUCAUACUCUACGAUGGGCCAGAUGCUGAGUCUCCAUCCACUGGACCUUAUUGUGGAGCAGACACUGAGAUAUUUUCGUUUGUGUCUUCCUCGCAUCGUGUCUUCAUAAGAUUCCACGCGGAAUAUGCCUUGCUGCCGUCGGGCUUCUGGUUAACGUGGACCAGCUAACCUCCCGUGCUGUCUCAGCACCGCGCCGCUCCUGUAGAGACAGCGGGACAGCACCCUGGGCAGGAUCCUGCUUGGUGGGGACCCGCCCACGCCACUGAAAAUGAUUUAAACUUCUACACUUUUCACCACUGCUUGUAUAGAGUCUGCGUUCGAACACUUUUUCUGGGAUGUAAAAAUGUAGUUUAUUUCAUUGGAACUGUGCACGUCAGGCUGAUAAUGUUUUUGAGCAGAAAUAAAAUUAUCCUUAUAUCGUUGGAAAA